AUGGGUAGAGUGUGUGCUGUUAAAAAUUGUAAUACUGGCAGUGCAGCAGAUAAGAAACUACGUAAGGAGCUAAAUUUGAAGACUCCUGGAUUUUUUAAAGUACCCCAAAGUCCAACACAACGUCAAGAGUGGAUAAACUCUCUGUCAAUGGAAUUAAAUAGUCGUCAGUACGUUUGUGAUUUGCAUUUUCCUGAAAAUUCAAUUCAGCAUUCUUACAUUACUAAUUUACCUGAUGGAGAGAUUAAUAAAAUUGCGAAAGGGCGAAUAACCCGAAUUUUCAAUUCAAUCCCACUGAUUGUUGAUCCACCACAAUGUACAACAAUUAACUACAGUGAUGUUCAAGUUCUGAAUAAGAGGAUUGAAUUACAAGGCAAGGAAUUUGAGCAGUGCCAACAGCAGCAGCAUCAGCAGCUACAACAACAGCAGGAACAGUUUCAGCAGCAGGAAGAGUUUCGGCAACAGGAAGAGUUUCGGCACCAGGAGGAGUUUCAGCAACAGGAAAAGCAACAGAAUGAGUUUCAGCAGCAAGAAGCACAAUCAAAUGACAAUUUUGUGCUAGAAAAAGACUAUCUAAGAGCCCCUGUGAAAAGAAAAUUAAUUUAUCCUGAUGAAAAUAUGACAAUCAAAAGAGUAAAACAUUCUGAGCAUAGCAUAGAUUAUAACGAUGAAAUAAAUCUCGAUGAUGAUGAAAAAAUUCUGAAAAUAAUUGUAGAGCUGAAUACAUUGUUUCCAAUCGGUUGGAGUUUUUUUCCUGGUGUUAAUCAAUUAACAGCACUCCAAUUAGAUCGUAUAAAAUUUAAGGAAAGAGCUCGAUUAAAAUUAAGUGACGAUGGAUCUGUUUUGGUUACAUACAUAGAACGCGUUGAAAAAAAAUUGGAUGUACAGAUAAAGUCUAUCAAUGACUUAAUUAAGUGUUUGGAAUCUUUCCAAGAAAAAAAAUUAUGUUCAGGGACAGGGUUUGAUAGAAAAAGUUAUUCACAAAGAUGUCAUGGGGAUGUAACGGAUAACUAUAAACGUUGUCACGCUUGUCCAAGGUGCCCCGAAUGUCGAAAACUGCGUUUAAAUAUACUGAAAGCAGAAAAAGAACGAAAACAUCAAGCUAAAAAUAAAAGGACUUCUAAAAUUCCAACUGAACUGCCUAAACAAACAAAACGAAUGCAACAACAGUUGCGAUCAUCAGCAUCAAAGCUACGAGUUGUUCAACGAAAAGCGAAAACAUUUUAUGAGGGCCAAUUUAAUAAAAAAAUUUCGCUACUACCAAAACAGCAACAAAUUACUGUCAGAAUGUGCUUUGAAAAUAGUAAAAGGAAAGGUCCAACUGGUAGAAGGUAUGAAGUGGAAUGGAUUUACGAAUGUCUCUUGAUUCGCAUGAAAAGUACUUGUACAUAUAAUAUGAUUCGAGCAAGAAACAUCAUUCCUCUACCAACUAUUGAUACUUUAUCCCGAUACAUUCAAAAAAUUAGCUCUUCUAUUUUUGGAUUUUUACCUGAAACCUUCAAAGUUUUAAAAGAAAAAGGACUAUCGAUGGCCCCUGGAGAUCGAAUAGGUCAAAUUUCAGCUGAUGAAGUAAAACUGAUGGAAAAUAUUGAGUAUAACAAAAAGAUUGCUGAAUAUACUGGUUUCGUUGACCUUGGAAAAUAUACAUCUGGAUCUGAUAGUGAUGUUGCUGGAGACCAUGCUCUCGUAUUUAUGUUCGUACCGUACAGAGGCAAUUCUGCUCAGCCUUUAGGAUGUUUUAUUACUAAAAAUUCAAUAACUAGUGAAGUUCUUCAUAAGUUAUUCUUGGAGUGCAUUAUUCUUGUUGAAAAUGCUGGUUUCCAUGUGAAUUCGAUCGUUACUGAUGCUGCACAAUGGAACCGCGGUGUUUGGACGAAAUUAGGAGUUGAUCCCAAUAAUAUCAGCUGUGAGCAUCCAUGUGAUUCUAACAGAAGAUUAUGGGUAAUAUCCGAUUUUCCGUAUUUAGUUAAAUGUUUUAGAAAUGGAUUAAUUGAAUUAGAUGAAUUCGAGACACCAUUAGGGAUUGUAAAAAAAAAAUAUUGGGAAAACCUAUUAAAAGUUGAGCAGUUUGAAAAACCAAAUUUGGCUAUGGCCUAUAAACUCACGCCAGCUCACUUGGACCCAAAAUUGUAUCAAAAGAUGUCUGUUCCGCUAGCUUAUCAGCUAUAUUCACGUGAAGUGCGUUGUGCGAUGACAGUUUUACGAGAAAAUGGCAAUGACAACUUUGAAGGAUCAGAACCAACUGAAAAAUUUAUUAAAAUAAUAGACGAUGGAAUUCAAGCCAUGACUUCUCAUGAUUCUAAUAACGCUCUGUACUUCAAGGAUUCCUGUGAGCAGAAGCAGGUAAUAAAAAAUAAGUCAAUAUAUAUUAAUCAGCACAGUUAA
This is a messenger RNA of Cotesia congregata, 2382 nucleotides long. NCBI's taxonomy places the organism in Eukaryota, Metazoa, Arthropoda, Insecta, Hymenoptera, Braconidae. The record is from the annotation of a GenBank genome assembly.